CUACGCGGUCCGCUACGCACGCGAUGUGCCGCUACGAAUGCUACGAACUGUCUACGAUCGAACUUUGCCAGAAUAAUAAUUCCAGUGAGUGAUUAUAAGUGAAUAAAUAAUUGUGUAAAAAUUCUGAGUGGUGUAAUAUAAUGUGCAAGUGUUAUGUUGUUUAUAAUGUUUCGUUCCCGUGAAAUUUGCCGCAGCCGGCGAUGACCUUUCCAUUUUACAGAUUAUGAAGGCCCGAGGCGGGCGCGGCCUCGUUCAGGCGCUAUGUGGAGAGUGGGCGUGUUGCUUCUCAUGCAGAUAGCUGUUUGUCAAUUUACUACAGACAACCUCACAUCAACUGAAGAAGACCACACCGUAACACCGUACUACGCACUCAGCACUGGCAUAGUGCCGGCACCGGUGAUGCUGCGCCUCGGAAACUCCACCAUCGACAGCACCAAGUCCUUCAAAGUACCACAAGAACCUCAACCAUCUCAACCGCCAGACACAUCAACCGCUCAACCGCAUCAACCUCGUCAACUUAAUGCCAACAUCGACAUGGUGCCUCAUGUGAUAUCAGUAAAGAACACAUAUUUUGACCAUGACAGAAGAUACGGUCCUACUUUUGAGGAUACGACGGAUGGGAAUUUAACUAAAAUAACUGUACAAUUAGGGGAAGAUGCUCAUUUAAAUUGUCGGAUUAGUUUACUACAAGAUAAAACGGUAUCCUGGGUACGUCGCAGAGGUAGAGUGGACAUCCCAGAACUAUUAACCGUGGGCGCGGUGACGUACGCUGCCGACAACAGAGUGUCCGUCGCGAAGCGGUACCCGGGCAACUGGAAGCUGCUCAUCAGGGAGGUGAAGCCUGAUGACGAGGGAGUAUACGAGUGCCAGAUAUCAACACAUCCGCCUAGAGUUAGCAGAACUUAUCUACAUGUGAACACGCCACAAGUAUGGGUGGUGGACGAGGUCGGCGGGCCGCUGCAGGAGAAGUACUACGAGGCGGAGUCGACGCUGGCGUUAGUAUGCCGCGCACGCCACGUCGACACGCCGGCCGUGCUCACCUGGUUACACGAGGGCCGCGCCCUCAACGCCGACACCACCCGCGGGGGGAUCAGUGUAAAAACAGAGCAAGUUCCUGGCGGCGCUGACAGCGUGCUCCGGCUGGCACGUGUGAACAGCAGCGACGCGGGCAACUACACGUGCGCCGUGCGCGGAGCACGGCCCCACACCGUGUCUGUUCACGUGCUCAACGAAAGCCUGGCCGAGCUUCACGCCAGUGCAAAAUCAGUUCACCCCUCGCUACGAACGAUAGUAACGUUAUUUAUUAUAACUCUACUUUUCUCGCAGCCGGUAUUAUCCGCCGCGAUCUCGCUCGCGGGCAUAACUCUUAGCUCUAGGGCCCAAGGUCAAUCGAAAGAACGUUAUAAUUGUAAUAUGUUGUUGCCUACGUGAUAACGUGUAAAUAUUUUGAAG
Molecule: messenger RNA, 1452 nt
Organism: Bicyclus anynana (squinting bush brown)
Lineage: Eukaryota; Metazoa; Arthropoda; Insecta; Lepidoptera; Nymphalidae
Exons: 7
Coding region: 262-1431 (389 amino acids)
Biological process (GO): synapse organization
Cellular component (GO): neuron projection membrane
Source: RefSeq, a predicted model, not a curated record